Messenger RNA from Elgaria multicarinata webbii, 966 nucleotides. Its product is annotated as olfactory receptor 10A4-like. Gene Ontology annotation, biological process: G protein-coupled receptor signaling pathway. Bases 10 to 966 code for a protein of 318 amino acids. The transcript has a single exon. Gene Ontology annotation, molecular function: G protein-coupled receptor activity; olfactory receptor activity. The record is from RefSeq and is a predicted model, not a curated record. Gene Ontology annotation, cellular component: membrane. Lineage: Eukaryota; Metazoa; Chordata; Lepidosauria; Squamata; Anguidae.
AAGACAUUAAUGACCAGCAACAAUCAGACCAGUGUUACAGAAUUCAUUCUUAUUGGAUUUUCGAAUCACCCUGAGCUUCAGGUACCCUUGUUCAUCAUCUUCCUUUUUGUUUACGCAAUAACUCUAACUGGAAAUCUCCUCAUCAUUCUUGUCACAACAAUAGAUCCUGCACUUCAGAACCCCAUGUACUUCUUCCUCCGAAACCUUUCCUCUUUAGAGAUCUGUUUCAAUUUGGUCAUCGUCCCAAAGAUGCUGGCCAAUUUCCUGAUAGAGAACAAGACAAUUUCUUAUGCUGGCUGUGCCACACAAAUGUAUUUUUUCUUUUUCUUUGGUGCAGCUGAAUGCUGCCUCCUUGCUGCAAUGGCAUAUGACCGUUACAUUGCCAUCUGCAACCCAUUACGCUAUCCGGACAUUAUGAACAGAAGAGCUUGCUUCCAACUGGCGGCUGCAUCGUGGUUCUCAGGCUUCCCUGUCUCUACAGUACAGACCACAUGGAUAUUCAGCUUGCCAUUUUGUGGGCCUAACACAGUCAAUCAUUUCUUCUGUGACAGCCCCCCAGUGCUAGAACUGGCAUGUGCCGAUACCUACAUGUUCGAAAUUGAAGCUCUCACGGCCACCGUGCUCUUCAUCAUGUCCCCUUUCCUCUUGAUUCUGCUCACUUAUGUUCACAUCAUCACUACAAUCUUGAGAAUGCCCUCUGCUGAAGGCAGGCAUAAAGCCUUCUCUACGUGUUCAUCUCAUCUUGUGGUGGUUACUUUGUUUUAUGGCACAGCCACAUCUACCUACUUCAGACCUAAAUCCAGCUAUUCACCAGAUACAAAGAAGAUCCUCUCUCUCUCCUACACAGUCAUCACACCCAUGUUAAACCCCAUCAUCUACAGCCUGAGGAACAAGGAGGUAAAAGGUGCAGUGAAGAGAACAUUAUGCAGGAGAAUAUUUGCCCAGAACAAAUCAAGUAUUCGUUGA